GAGGGAGAGAGAGAUUAGAGGUCACAGAGUGACAUUUCUCCUGUCACUCGCGGGCAGUAAAUCACUCCAAUCUCUCGUGUGAUAGCUGUGAAUAUUGCCUGCGCGUCUCUGCGUUCAGUUUCUGGGUGUUUUUCCACGAGGUCCGGUCGCGAGGAUGGCCAGCUCGACACUGCGGCGGUUCUUUGUCUACGGCACUCUGAAGCGCGGCGAGCCCAACCACCAGCUGCUGACGCGGCCGGAAAACGGCGUCAGCAAGUUCGUGGGCCGCGCCGAAACAACCGUGAAGCUUCCUCUGGUCAUUGGCACUCGCUACAACAUUCCGUUCCUGCUGAACCAGCGUGGCACCGGACACUUCGUCAGGGGUGAGAUUUACGAGGUGGACGACGGGAUGAUGGAGAAGCUGGACGAGCUGGAAGGAUAUCCGGAGUUCUACGACAGGGAAAUCCAGGAGAUGAAACUCCUCGACGAUCCGGAACAGAAAACUCUUCCUUGCUGGGUUUACUUGCUGCGCUCCUUUCCUGACCACCUGCUGGGCUUCGAGAUGCUGACUGAGUAUCGCGACACGCCGGAGAAGCGAUACUGCGAAAGCUACAAUGAGAGCACUCCUGAGGAUCUGCGCGAGGACGUGAAGAGGGACUUGCAGAAGUGAUUGCGUGUUGUGCGGGAAAAUUAAUUAAAA
Molecule: messenger RNA, 679 nt
Organism: Phlebotomus argentipes
Lineage: Eukaryota; Metazoa; Arthropoda; Insecta; Diptera; Psychodidae
Product: putative gamma-glutamylcyclotransferase CG2811
Exons: 4
Coding region: 155-649 (164 amino acids)
Molecular function (GO): gamma-glutamylaminecyclotransferase activity
Source: RefSeq, a predicted model, not a curated record